This is a messenger RNA of Coregonus sp. 'balchen', 10249 nucleotides long. The record is from the annotation of a GenBank genome assembly. Lineage: Eukaryota; Metazoa; Chordata; Actinopteri; Salmoniformes; Salmonidae.
AUGAAAGGCAUGUGCUAUUUUACCAAUGUGGUCCUGUUCUGCAUAGCCAGUGGAGCAAGUGGAUGGGUCAUCCAUAACUCGACAGAUUCCACUUCAAUAGCCAAUUUCACCGACAUUAACUCUGUGCUCAUCCCCAAGGCUAGACGGAAACGCUGGAUUUCACAAAGCGACAUGCUUGCCAUCCUUGACUAUCACAAUAAAGUCCGUGCAAAUGUCUUUCCACCUGCUGCAAAUAUGGAGUAUAUGGUGAGUGCAAGUUUUUAAUUGAGAUUCAAUUGAAAGUGUUUUACAUGCUAAACUAGUAGGCUACUUUUAUUUGAGAUUUGUUGGUGUAAUUUUGCCUUUGUGAUUUCAUCUGGUAAUUUACUGUAUAAAAAAAAAAAAAAUGCCAAUUAAAAUGUAGGUAGGCAUCGUGAGUCAUGUGGCUACUGUGGCUUGGUCUAUGGCUCACCCUGCUGGAAGCAUAAGGUUACUACAUAAGAUCUGUGUACUCAUGGUCACAGAAUAAAUGUGUGUGUUUUGUUUUGGGGGGGGGGGGUGUUUCUGGCAUCUGUUCGAUAUGAUUGCAAGAAGCUUUACUGUUUCUAUUGGGUAUCAAAAUAUAACUGAUGAGCAGUUUUGUGCAUUUUGUAUUCAUGCAAGUUAAUUCAAGUAGAUAUUUAUGAGAGCAGCUCACAAUGCAUGGCUUUUGUGUACUUUUAGGUUCAAUCCCAAUGAAUGCAUUAUCAUGUCUGCAACACAUACAGGUGUGGGAUGAAGGCCUUGCCAGAUCUGCUGAAGCCUGGGCAGCCACAUGUCUCUGGGAACAUGGACCACCAUUUCUACUGAGAUACCUGGGACAGAACCUGUCGGUCAGAACAGGGGGGUAUGUAAAGCCUGGGAUGUGUCAAUCAUAUCUCAACUGACCACGUGUUGAUAUAAUAUUUUAAUUGUUUUUAUUGAUUGAGGGGGAUCCGAGCAAUGUCAUCUUUGAGUCCAACCUCAUGCAAUGUUGGCUAUGGCGCGAAAUGAAUGUACUCUAUGUGUUUCUUCCAGAUAUCGCUCCAUUCUGCAGCUGGUCAAACCUUGGUAUGAUGAAGUCAGUGAUUAUAUGUUUCCAUACCCUCGUGACUGCAAUCCCAGGUGUCCUAUGAGGUGCUCUGCACCGAUGUGUACACAUUACACACAGGUACAGUAGCCAUCAAGGCACUUCAGAUAUGGGAAUCUGGGGGUAGUCUUAUCCUGAUGAAGACCCUGAUGAAGGUCUAUUGACCGAAACAUUGCUUCUAUGAGAUUAAUUCAAUCGUGUGUGCAAUAUUCAGGAUAACCAGGGUGCUGGAGUUUCUUAUUUUUCAGGAAAGUAUAUUUAUCCUCAAAAGACUUCGCUGACUGUCUCUGACUGAUAUUCAGAUGGUGUGGGCUACAACAAACAGAGUUGGGUGUGCAGUUCAAACUUGUUAUAACAUGGUUGUCUGGGGAGCCAUGUGGAGACAAGCAACAUACCUGGUCUGCAAUUAUUCCCCAAAGUGAGUACUGCUUAAUACCUUAACAAGCUCCACUUAUCACAGCUGAAUGAUUGAUAUCCUCUCUCUUACAUUUCAGAAACACAUUGUCAGACCGAAUGAGAACAGAUUUAUAGGUGUUCACGUAAACUGAUGUCAUUAUGAAAGCAUCACGGCUAUUUUAUGCAAAAUAUAACUAUUAUGCUUUAGAUUUGUGAAAUGGGAAAUGACAACUCCAUGAAUUGAAAUUGGAAAAUGAUAUGUUUAAUGCCCAAGGGAGCAUCUUUAAACUACAACAAGGAUUACACAUUAUUACUCUUUCUUUUCAAGGGGGAACUGGGUAGGAGAACCGCCCUACAGAGUUGGCAUCCCAUGUUCAGCAUGCCCACCAAGCUACGGAGGCUCCUGUAGUAACAACCAAUGUUUCCCUGCAAUAAUGUCCAACUACAUGUACUGGUUCAAGUAAACCAUUUUGACAUCUGUUUAAAUAAUGAACUGUCAGAUAUCAUAAUUUCACAUGGCUUCAAAUGUCAAAUGUAUUUUCCCAAGUACUUUACAUGUACAAUGUACCUUUUUAUACAAUUACACAUUUAGAAUUAUAAGCUACAUUUGAUUUGGUUUUGAGAUGUAAAUGAGUAUCAUACAUUGUUAUGUUGUAGCGUACAACUUAUUGUUGUCUUACCAUCAUAUUGAUGGUCAAAUGUAUUGAUCAGCAAUCAUGUUGUUUUUGUUGGUGACUUUUGAUUGACUAUUUGGUACAGAGGUCAAACCUACAGUAGCAAAUGUCAGUAGCAUUUUCAACAUUGAUAAAUAUAGUUUUAUUAAAGAUUUACUGUAUUUUUGUACUUCUAAAGUGUUUUCCAGAACAUGAAUUACAUGUUGUUGUUUUUAUUUACAUGAUGCUUCAUAUUUUUACACCAUUGAAUUUCACUUAUAUUUGUGUUCAUGUAAUUGCUAUGGCCUGUACCAAUGUUAUAGAAUAAAGACUGCUAAACUGUAACUGAGUGUUUGUCUUGCUUGAGAAAGUGUGUUUGGAAUGUCCAACUGCAUUAGCAGAGGUUUUGGCAGCUGUAGUGAGGAAAGGAGAACACCAGAGGGCGAGCCUGACAAACUAAACUUGUUUUUUUCUCAAAUCCAAUACAAUUUGAAUAGUCACAUAGGCUACACGGUUUACAGCAGGUAUAAAAGGUGCAGCUAAAUAAAUUCAGCCUGCAGUGGAAUAUUCCCUUGUGAAUAUUCAACAAUGUCCCUAUGUGAAGACUGAUAAUUAUGGACACGUUGCACAUAAGUCAUAUAAAGACAAGUAAUGAAAUGAAUAAUAGGGAAAACAACACAAGAAAAGGUUAUUUAGACACAGUGUCAACUACCUGCUGAAAUGUUCUGUACACUGCUAAAUAGAAUAAAAAAUAAUGUCCCUGGUCAACAUCAUUACAGAGAAUUUGUUUAGGCCCAGCCCAUAAGCCAAUUAUCUCUUGGACCUAUUUGGUUCCCCACUGACUUGGAGUCUUGCAGUGCUAGAACCCAAUUGCCCCUAGCAUGGAGUGUCUGCAUCUCUACUGUAAAGAACUGAAGAAGACUAUCAAUGGGAUUAAAAUUCCCCUAGUAGGCAACUUUGAAUUGGCAGUGGUACUUAUUCACCCAAACUGUCUUUGUUUGUACUAGUUACCCCAUCAAUGCAGUCACCUGGAAGCAACCAUGGCACUGUACAGCAACUUGUUACAGCUCUUAGCUGGGCACUGACUUCAUUUCCACCUGAGUUGACAUUUCUUGGUCAUGUGGAUUGAUUCCUCUUGACGUCUUAUUAGGAAGGCAGGAUUGAAGUCAGCAUGACCUAAGGUGCUGAGAAUCUGAUGCCCAGGAAUGCACUCAUAAAACAGGGAGCACAGCAUGCCCUCUACCCAGAGGAUACCAGCUAUCUCCAUGAUACCCACCUGAGGAACAGAGUCUGUGUCUCGAACUUGGGUUGAUGCUGACUGAAGUGGAAAAAGCCUAAUCAGUUUUGAUGGGUUUGGACACCGUUAAGUUCCAGAGCUCAGUUGGGUUGUGUUGCUUAAAAAAAGGCAGGGAAUAUAGGAGGACAGCAAGGACUGAGUGAAGCUUUUCUUAGUGUCAUGGAUGCAGGCACAAAGCUAGAGAGGCUUGUAAUAACAUAGACAGUGAUGUUUGGGGUGUAUAGUACAGUAAUAGUUAAUUCAUCCAAUAAGACUCAAUUCAACUCAAAUCCCAUUACAGUAAAUGUGACUUUUGAACAUCUCAAAAUCUUACUAACACACAUAAACGGAAAUACUAUUCUAAAGUAAAACUGAAUGUACAUUUGAGUGGGCUUUCAUUACCCAAAGUUUACCUUGCUGUAACAUGAGUGGGGUGGUUGGGAUCAGGACCAGAGUCUUCCAAUAGUUCAAUCUGGGAUCACAGGAGGAGGCCAAGGGCGGGGUCUGCGGCGUUACGCAUCGCUAAAUCCAAAUUUGGCAUAUAAACGCAGGGAGCGCUCAUACUUGAAUGAUUAUACAGGUACUCUCUCUCGAUUCCUUGGUGGAUGUACGAUUCCCGAACUUACUUGCUUAUUACGUACAUUUAGGCUCCUAUUGAUGUCCUAAAUCUUAGGAUGUAUGAAGAGUAGCUUUCAUGUUCACCAUUCUGCUGCACUACAACUUUUGGACCUGGACAUUGUUUCCCGGGGAUAGUUGACCAGAUUGAACAAAAACUUUUGGUAAAAGGUACAUGAUUUUUAAAAAUGUUAUAUUCGACACUGGGAUAACGAAAAUACUGUUUUGUAUUAUAACUUUGUAUUAUAACAGGAUCAGAGGUGAAUUGUCUUGCCUUGUCAGCCCGUGAGAUAAUUUCACACGCAAUACGCAUGCUCAUGAAAUAUUGCAUGUGCUUGGCUAAAACGUAUUUUCCUUUUGAGAAAUUGUGUGAACAGUGCAAUUGACCUACAGUCAAUAGCUUAAAAUACACCAAAGCUAUGUACAGUAUUACAGUUCUAAUUCUAAUAUAUGAUAUCCAUGUGCCAGUGAUGUGAUAAUUCAUCAGUAUUCACAUUCAAGUUAAUUUAUAAAUCAAUAAUCAAUAAUAUUGAAUUGAAUAAAGAUCUCGGAAUGCUUGACCAACCAUCAUAUUGUAUUUCAUGUUUUAUUUUGUUUAGCCAACAGAAUACAGAUUUUGUAUUGGAGUGAAUCACAGAGGCUCGAGAGGCUGAUCGUCAUCAUGAAGGGUGUACCUCAGGACUGGCUGAGAGGGUUUGGGUUGCUAUUCUUUGCCCGAACAGUACUUUCUAUGGUGAUCCCUAACUCUACUCACCUGGAAGCGAUACUGGAGAAGUAUAUGAACAAAAAUGAUGAGUGGUGGGUGUCCAAACAGAGAGGGAAGAGAGCCAUCACUGAGGGUGAUAUGCACCUCAUCCUCGAUUUGCACAACAAACUCAGAGGUCAAGUUUAUCCUCAAGCUUCAAAUAUGGAGUAUAUGGUAAGAAAGCUAAACCAGGACCUACUGUGUCUGCUAUAUUUAUGUUAUAUUUAGGUUGUCCUAAGAUGGACUGUAGGCGAUUAGAAUAUGACACUUGCCCAUACUGAAGAAGGUAGAAGGAGAUUGUACACUACUACAGAUUGAAGCAAGUGUUAGUUACUUAUUUUGCACUGAUACUUAAUCUAAGCUAAUGUGUGAUACUUGCUCAUGGACUCAAGACAUCUAGGCUUGAGAAUCUGGAACAUUCUCAAACCCAUUCAACCAGAAUGGUUUCAGCAGAUCACAUCUGCAAAGUCAGGGCCAAUGCAGAGGUUUCACACCAAGCUCUGGGAGCCAGUGGUGUAAAGUAACUAAGUCAAAAUACUUUGAAGUACUACUUCAGUAGUUUUUUUUAGAGGUAUCUGUACUUUACUUUAGUAUUUAUAUUUUUGACAAGUUUUACUUUUACUCCACUACAUUCCUAAAGAAAAUAUGUACAUUUUACUCCAAUACAUUUUCCCUGACACCCAAAAGUACUUUCGAAUGCUCAGGCAGGACAGCAGUAUGGUCCAAUCCACAACACACCUACCUGUAUAAUGCUUUGUCAUCCCUACCGCCUCUGAUCUGGCAGACUCACUUAACAAAAACUGCAUUUGUAAAUUUUUGUCUAAGUGUUGGAGUGUGCCCCUGGCUGUCCGUAAAUGAAAAAAAAAUAUGAGAAAAUUCUGCCGUUUGGUUUGCUUAAUUAAUUUAAGGAAUUUGAUGUCUAGCAUUUACUUUUUACUUUUACUUAAGUAUGACAAUUGAGUCCAUUUCCCACCACUGCAGGGUGCAGAGUGCUCAGAUAGAUAAAAACCUAAAUACAAGCCUGACCAACAGCCAAGCAAUAAAACCAGUAUGUUACUGGCCCUGUCAAACCUCAAGCUCUGGCCCCUGCCUUGGCUACCGGCCAGCUCUCUCCUCCACUGUUAUUGUGCACUCUGCCUCAACCAUUUAAACUCACAUCUUCAAAUAUUAGUCUUUGUUAAAUCUUUGCAUUUCAUUUGGCAACAAAGAUGGAUCUGUGUUGACUCAAACUUUUAACAGUUGAGCAUCAUCCUUUGAAGUAUGGUUGUUCAAAUAUAGGUUUCUGCAAAGGAUUCCUGGAAGCAAUGUAAAGUACUGUUCCCAGAUGGAGGGGUUCACUGUAAAUGUUGAGAAGAACGCAAAGGAUUUGCCUUUUAGAGGACAUCAUUUCGAUGUCUUAAUGUAAAUAUCCAACACUAUUUGGAUAAUCUGGAUGAUUUCCCAUGUAUUAACGGAGAUUAGUAUCCAGCCCUACAGUAUGUCCAUAGCCUUCAAGCCCACUGCACUAACCCUAAGCAGUGCAGAAUGCAGAUAUCAUUAAUGUAAUGUACUACACAUGGAAGACAUUAGGACUGUACAGGGCAGCCGACUGGCACCUUUUUCAGUCAACCUUGAUGGGUGUUAGUGCAGUUAUACAGCAGAACAGCAGCACACUACACCUAUUCUUCUAAUGGACAAUUUUAUUACAGCUUGGCUGAAACAUUAGAAGUCCUCUCAUCAUAUCCACAGCUCUUUGUCAGAAACAAGUGGUGCACAAAUAGAUUAUAGUUUCAAUUGACCCACUACAAGAUCUGUAUCAUGUGCAGAUUGGUGCUCUUUAGUGCAGAGUUGAUGCAAAGAGGCCAGUAGUACUAAAAAUGCCAUCAGGUUCCCCAAUACUUUCUGGGAAGAAUGUUUAGAUUUGCAUUUACAAUGUUUGUUUAUCAAGAAUUUUGUAUUUCUAGAGUCUAACUAACACUAAUACAAGCACUUUUAAGAGUUGUAGUCUCAGCAGCACUAGCGCCAAUCUGAUGUGCCUGCAGAUAUGUGUUUAGCUUAUCAGAAUAACUCUGACUUUCACAUAUGAAAGGUUUGGGAUACGGAGCUGGAGAGGAGUGCUGAGCACUGGGCACACACCUGCCUGUGGGAGCAUGGACCACAACACAUGCUAACACAGAUUGGACAGAACCUGGGUGCCCACUGGGGAAGGUCUGUAUAGUAACAGGAGAGAUGACCAGUUUGAUUAUAUGCAUUAUGUCAUUAUACAGUAGUACUUUAUGUCCAUUUCUUAACAUGAUUACUCCUAGAUUUAACAGGAUGAAUGACAGUUGUGGGGUCAAAUAAACUCAUGAGGCAACAAAUGUGUGAUUAAACAGUAGAGUACAGAGUACUGAUAUAUUGCAAUGGGUUGUGUCCAGUUAGUUCAAUUGUUUUGUUUCCACUUUCCUCAGAGACCGACCACCAACAUUUCACGUCCAAGCCUGGUAUGAUGAAGUGAGAGACUACAGCUAUCCUUAUCCACAGGAAUGUAACCCACACUGCCCCUUCAGAUGCUCUGGUCCCGUCUGCACUCACUACACACAGGUAAGAGUUUCCUAUGACAAUAUCAUAACACCUUAUUUAAGGCCAGAGAAGUCUGAGAGGACCAUUAUCUGAAGGUAGCUACUUUGUUUGUCUUUGCAGAUGGUUUGGGCAACAAGCAGUCAUAUUGGAUGCGCUAUCAAUGUGUGCUACAAUAUGAAUGUGUGGGGCAUGAUAUGGACUAAAGCUGUGUACUUGGUUUGCAACUACUCACCGCCGUAAGUUUUCCAAUUUAAAAAAAAUUAUUCUUAUGUUUGUUUUCCCCCAAAAAAUGUUAUUUUCAAUUGCUGUAUAUUAUGUAGUGUAUUGGAACUGGGAGGGAUUGGGUCAAAAGGUUCAGUGUGUUUUAUGAUGUCAUUUGUGUGCAGGGGAAACUGGUGGGGGCAUGCCCCAUACAAACAUGGCCGCCCAUGCUCUGCCUGUCCGCCCAGCUACGGUGGAGGCUGUAGGGACAAUCUCUGCUACAAAGGUAGGCUGCUUUUUUUUGUGCAAAACAAAUUGGUUGCUUUUCACACUUUUGUUUUGCAGGGCAUAUUACAUGUGAUGUGGCUCGUUCUUCUUCAGAGAACGGAGUACAGCGACGUCCUGCCCCUGAACUAGAAGAGACAAAUUACAUCGAGCCGGAGCCGCAGCCAGAGCCGAGGGCCCAAGAGCCGAGGGCCAGACCACUGCCCCCUACACCAUCAUCCAAUGACAACGUGGAGAGGAAUGAGGUGGUCAGCACAGAGCAAAUGUGUAAGAAUUGAUCUCUCAUUUUAUUGCACUGUAUUUCAUAUACAAUGUCAUUGUACAGUAGGACAUGUCUGUCACCUGACAGAUAAGUCUAUGUUUGGUAUCAUUUCCAGAAUCUAAGUGAGAUUGGUUUUCUUGUUUUCAAAGGUCAACAGAUGGACUGUGAGACCAAGCUGCGUGAUCGUUGUAAAGGAACCACUUGUAAUAGGUAGGACUAAGUUGUUCCUAAAGUUGAUGCUGUCACUUACCAGUUCUCACUCAUUCCUGUGAAUUGGUCAAAGCUGAGUUAUAACUCUUGUUUCUUCUUGCAGGUAUGAGUGUCCUCCUGGAUGCUUGUCCAGCCCAGGAAAAGUAAUAGGGACCGGGUAUUAUGAUAUGGUACGAAAAGAAAACACUAUUUUGUAUCUGUACAAAUUAUUAUGUGAUUAUAUUGGGAUACGAUCACAUAUGUCUCUCUAUUUAUGUGUGGGAAUACUUGGGAACAGAUUUCCUAAAUUAAAAUAACUUGGAGCUGAUUUCCUGGUGUUUUUACAGUUUUUUAUGUCCAACAAUGAAAAUUCACACAAAAAAUGAAUGUGCUCAGUAAACUUGGGUGGUCAAAUAAAAUAAUUUGGCCCACGGGCCACCAGUUCGGGAACCCUGGUAUAAAGAGUAGUGAAACAUGUUACAUUUUUCAGCAAUCAAGUGUUUGUGGAGCUGGUUUACACGCUGGUAUCAUAGACGAUGGUGGAGGUUGGCUGGACGUUACAAGACAAGGAAGAAAACCACAUUUCACAAAGUCAUACAAAAAUGGCAUUCAGUCUGUUGCGUGAGUUCAACUUUUACUCACUCCAUUAUGUUUGUUUUACUCAUUUCAUUAUGAUUGUUUUACUCAUUCCAUUAUGUUUGUUUUACUCAUUCCAUUAUGUUUGUUUUACUCAUUCCAUUAUGCUUGUCAUAAAGCCAAAGCAACAAGUGACACGUUUUCACAACAAAUGAUUCAAAUUUACAGGAUGAACAGGAGUGCAAAUGCCUUCAACAUAUUUACUGUACCAGGUAUGUCUGGUCUACUAUCAUGUUGUGCACCUUUAUGUCUCAGUAAUGCAUGUAUUGUUUGAAUGACAUUGUGGCAUCUUUGCUCCUCAGUAAAAGCAGUCACAUGUGAGACCACCGUUGCACGGUUCUGUCCCUACAAAAAACCUGCACGGCACUGUCCAAGGUAAAGAAAGAGGUCACAUUCUAAUAAACCAAACUUGACCUCUACUGUAAAGUUGAUUGGUUUGGAUAGGUACUGUGUUUCAUAGCUAUUUUCCCCCACCAGGAUGUAUUGCCCCCGCAAUUGUCUGCAUGAGACCCGUGCCAGAGUCAUUGGAACACAAUGGUAUUCGGAUGUAAGUUCUUGUAUGUAUGUCUGUAUGUAUGUAUGUAUGUAUGUAUGUAUGUAUGUACUGUAUGUCUGACAAUGGCCUCCAAAUAUGUUAUUUCACUGUGUUCUACGCUAACCUACCUUAUUUUUUCUAGAAAUCCAGUAUAUGUCGAGCAGCCAUCCAUGCUGGUGUCAUUCAGAAUGACUCAGGAGGCUACCUGGAUGUGCAGCCCGUGGACAAGAGGAGACAGUACAGCGGUAGCUAUCAGAACGGAAUCUCUUCAGAAAGGUAAGGGACGUGAAUAAGGGAAACGCAGGCCAAUUGUGGGGUUUUGACUCUGUUGCAAAUGCUUUUGGAUGCAUAAUGGCUAGGGGCCAGGAUUCUUUCCUGGUCAGCUCAUGUGGUCAGAAAAACUCCUUGCCUUGCCAGAUACAUUAUAGAGAUAUAGGCUAGUAUCAGUGUCAUAUACUGUACCUUGGCUUGACUAUGUAAACUGUUCUUAGCUGAAUGCAAACUUACACACGUGUAUAUUCUUCCUCCCAGCUUACAGAAUCCCUCAGGUGGCAAAGCAUUCAGAGUAUUUGCAGUCAUUUGAAUCCACAUUGCAAGGACACUGGCAAUGAAAAUGAGCACUUGUCAUUUAACACCCAGUCAUUUCACGGCCAGUAAUUACAUUGCUUAUGGUUUCCUUUUCUUGCUAAGCUGCACCUCAGCUUCUUAAGGCUGUUCAUUUCACUUUGAGCACAACGUAUAUAAAGAUACACUGUUCAAAUGUAGAUCUUUUAAGACUGUAUAUUGGAUGUAUAUAACAUGUUGUAAAUAAGUUGAAUGUCUAACAAA